Naegleria lovaniensis is the source of this 1251-nucleotide messenger RNA. RefSeq lists its product as uncharacterized. The coding region runs from base 1 to 1251 and encodes 416 amino acids. NCBI's taxonomy places the organism in Eukaryota, Heterolobosea, Eutetramitea, Acrasida, Naegleriidae. Gene Ontology annotation, cellular component: THO complex part of transcription export complex. Gene Ontology annotation, molecular function: protein binding. The record is from RefSeq and is a predicted model, not a curated record. Gene Ontology annotation, biological process: mRNA export from nucleus. The transcript has 2 exons.
AUGCCUGGAAUCCAAAUCCUAAAAGGACGUAAACCUGUGAAAGCUCUCGCGUUCAACCCGAAAGGAAAGUUAGCUUGUGGAACGGUGGAAGGAAAUUUGAAAAUAUUUAAUGACUUUCAUGAACCGGAGUGUUCUGUUCCAUCAUCGGCUUCUAAUAAUCCGAAACAACCAUCCACAACAACACCAUCAUCAUCACGAGAAAUUGAUAUUAAAGGAUCCAAUCGAGGUGAUGUUACAAAAAUCAAAUUCAAUCCUUGUUGUAGUCAUCAAUUAGCUUGUAUCACCUCAAAAGGUUAUAUUCGAAUUUUUGACACGAAAAUUACAAGUUAUAAUGGAGGUGAAUCCAUUGUACAUCUCAUGGUCGGUGACACUCCUUUAAAACAUUUGGAUUGGUGUUGUAAUGGAUUGAAAAUGGUUGUGGUUGACAUUAAGAACUCAAUUUAUAUUUAUACUAUCAAACAAACUCACGCUACAAAUAUUGGAGAAAUUACCACAUCUUCUAGUCUCGUGAUUAAAGAUCGAGGAGUAUUUCCAUGCGAUAUUACAGAUAUUAAAUGGGAUAAGCAAGGAAAUACAUUGUAUAUUGCAACAGGAAUUGGAAAAAUAUUUUGUGUGAAUGAUGAAAAGGAAAAGAUUAAUGCAUUUGUGACCUUGAAAAUUAAUUCACCCUCAGUUUCUACACAACCUUCUCAGUUGUUGACUCAGAAAUCAUCAUUGGAUGCAAAAAGUUCAAACAUGAUGGACACGUCCUCAGAUGAAAUUGACUCAUCAUCGUUGAAUAAUUUCCUAACGACAGAUGCAUCUCAAUUUUUAGUGAGCAAGGGAGCUUUGACAAGUAUGGAUAUUUCGAGUGAUGAGAAAUAUCUUGUGGUUGGAUCUGAAGAUUCAGUAGUGUCAAUUUUUGAAUUUCCUGAAUUAAUAUGUGCACAUACAUUCUCAGACAUGAAUUCACUGGUUGUGUGUGUUUCAGUGAGAGCCCAAGUUGGUACGAAUCCUAACACUGCAACUUCUGCAAGCAAAUCACCAUACUCAACGAGUCAUGUGUUCUUACCUCCAGUCAUGGCGUGCUGCACAAGAAAUGAAGAAAAACGAAGCUACAUGCUGUAUGUGAUUAACUUGAUUGAUGGCACUCCUCUCAUAAAGAAAGAAGUAAGCCAAGUGACACAAAUUCAAUUACAUCCCUCUAUGAAUUACAUUGCUUACAUUCAAGAUGGAAGCACCGAAGUCAUUGUUGAAGAAUUUGCCUGCUAA